Messenger RNA from Cryptotermes secundus, 3207 nucleotides. It is a transcript of the gene Hmt-1, whose product is annotated as ATP-binding cassette sub-family B member 6, mitochondrial. Gene Ontology annotation, molecular function: heme binding; ABC-type heme transporter activity; ATP hydrolysis activity. Gene Ontology annotation, cellular component: membrane. Bases 416 to 2944 code for a protein of 842 amino acids. Gene Ontology annotation, biological process: transmembrane transport; heme transport. The transcript has 16 exons. The record is from RefSeq and is a predicted model, not a curated record. NCBI's taxonomy places the organism in Eukaryota, Metazoa, Arthropoda, Insecta, Blattodea, Kalotermitidae.
CACUGUCGGACAGUCUAGCAGCAGCCACGCUAGGGACAACAUCAUGAACACAGAACGUAGAGUUCCGAGCAUGUACAACCUCACGCUUAUGAGAUGUCUGGUAUUCAAUAACACUCCAGCACAACAUGGCGCCAUGAUGCAAUUUUAAUUUCCAACGCAGGCCUGCAGGCUUCAAAUUAUAUACAUAUAUUUUCAUAUUUGAUAUCCUAAUGUCAACUGCAGAAGAAACUACAGACCUACACACCGAUCCAUGUAGCAACGAGUUUGUUUCCGAAAAUAGCCGAAGUCUUCCGAGUGGAGAUACAGAAGCUUUUCUAUACGAACUCAAAAUGGCGGCCGUGGCAGCACGGACACGGUGCCGACAAAUGUUCCCGAAAAUUCACGAGGAUUCCCGAACUGUUACAAGAAAACUUAAAUGAUCAAAAUGCGGUAUUGUCCACCAAACGUGACACUUGGGGAAGUAUGGAUUAACCAUGGGACGUCACAGUGUUUCAUGGAGACACUUACAGUCAGUAUUACUGCUGGCUUACUGUUUCUCUUUGGGUCAGCACAGCUUUGGAUUUACAGAAAAUAUGGUACACAGUUGGCACAGUUGUCAUUACCACGUUCAAAGCUGUAUCAUGCACAGAUUUUCUUCACAUUCCUCCUGCCUGUCUUAGCAGCCAUGCGAUUUAUAUUGCAGGCAACAGUUCUUAAUGGAGGAAUUGUGUAUGGGUACAUGAUUCUGUCUGUCCUGCUCACUGUAGCCAUGUUCCCAUUCUCUGCGUACAUAAUUGUUUUGGAACGCAACUACCUUCUGCCAUCAGUUCCAACACGAGGUCAUGGGCUGGUUCUUUUAUUUUUCUGGACAUUGGUAUUGAUAUCAGAGAGCUUGUCUUUCAUCAAUUUGAACAGAGAAGACUGGUGGUUUCAUCUCACUACACUGACUGAUGAGAUUGAGAUGGCCGUGUUUGUGACACGCUUUGUGUCAUGUGUUAUUCUGUUUGUACUUGGACUGCGAGCCCCAGGCAUUAUGACAACCAGAGACUAUUUAAACCUGAACAACUCGUCCAGUGAGCACAACAUUGAGAUAGAUGACACUGGUGUAACAAAUCAAGGAUCUACAUUCCGAAAUGUGUGGAAGAAGAUGUCUGUUCUGGCUCCUUUCCUGUGGCCAAAAAAGGAUGUCCUCCUACAGUUUCGAGUUAUGUUCUGCUUCCUUCUUCUGGCAGCUGGGCGAGCAAUCAACCUGUAUGUGCCAAUCUACAGCAAACUUAUUGUGGACAGCAUGGUAAUUCAGAAUCCAAGGUUUCGGUGGGACUGGGUUCUUAUUUAUGUGGGCUUCAAGUUCCUUCAAGGAGGUGGAACUGGAGGAAUGGGCCUGCUGAACAAUCUCCGAUCUUUCCUGUGGAUCAGAAUACAGCAGUACACCACUCGUGAAGUUGAGGUUGAACUAUUCAAGCACCUUCAUGGAUUGAGUUUACGAUGGCAUUUAAGCCGCAAGACAGGAGAAGUGCUACGUGUGAUGGACCGUGGCACAGACAGUAUUAACAAUCUUCUAAACUACAUUCUCUUCUCCAUUGUACCUACUAUAGUUGACAUUUUGGUAGCAGUGGGGUACUUCAUAUCUGCAUUUAAUGGAUGGUUUGGACUCAUCGUGUUUGUCACUAUGAGUCUAUAUAUAGCGGCUACAAUCUUGGUGACUGAGUGGCGAACAAAGUUCCAGCGUCGUAUGAACCUAGCAGACAAUGCCCAAAGAGCACGUUCUGUAGACUCACUGCUUAACUUUGAAACUGUCAAAUACUAUGGUGCUGAAGACUAUGAGGUGGACAGCUAUCGUGAAGCCAUCCUUAGCUUUCAGACAGAAGAAUGGAAGUCAAUUGUGACACAGAACAUUUUGAACACCGUGCAGAAUGUGAUAGUAUGUGGAGGGCUUCUCACAGGGUCAUUGCUAUGUGUUCAUAUGGUUGUGACACACCAGGGUCUCACAGUUGGAGACUAUGUCCUUUUUGCAUCAUACAUUAUUCAGUUGUAUGUUCCACUUAACUGGUUUGGCACAUUUUACAGAGCAAUCCAGAAGAAUUUUGUUGAUAUGGAAAACAUGUUUGACUUGAUGCGUGAACAGCAGGAAGUAAUAGAUGCACCAGGAGCUGGCCCUCUGAUGGUGAAACGAGGCGUUGUUGAGUUCCAUAAUGUCAGCUUUGGAUACAUUCCAGAGAGAAUUGUUCUGAAGAAUAUCAGCUUCACUGUGCCAGCAGGCAAGACCGUGGCACUGGUGGGUCCAUCAGGAAGUGGUAAAAGCACAGUCAUUCGGCUUCUCUUUCGGUUUUAUGAUGUAGACUCAGGCUCUAUUGUUAUUGAUGGCCAGAAUAUCAAGACAGUGCAACAAGCAUCAUUACGACGAGCAAUUGGUGUAGUACCACAGGAUACUGUACUUUUCAAUAACUCUAUCAAGUACAACAUCCAAUAUGGCAGGAUCUCUGCACCUGACGGUGACAUUGUAACUGCUGCAAAACAUGCUGACAUUCAUGACAGAAUUUUAACCUUCGUUGAUGCUUACGAAACCAAAGUGGGAGAGCGAGGAUUGAAAUUGAGUGGGGGAGAGAAACAGCGUGUGGCUAUUGCUCGCACACUGCUAAAGUCUCCUGCUAUUGUAUUGCUGGAUGAGGCUACAAGUGCGUUGGACACACAGACAGAGAGGAAUAUUCAAGCAGCUCUGAACAGAGUUUGCACCAACAGGACCACCAUUGUGGUUGCACAUCGACUGUCUACUGUGAUCCAUGCUGAUGAGAUACUUGUACUUGUGGAGGGUGAGAUUGUGGAGCGAGGCAGACAUGAAGAUUUAAUUGCACUGGGCAAUGUGUAUGCAGCUAUGUGGGAGCAGCAGCUGAAAGCAGGUGACAUGUCAGAAAUACAAGAAACUGACGACACGAACAGCAAGGAGAGAAGAGAUAGUAAUGCAUGAGUUAGACAUUUGAAUAUCAGUUUUAACACAUUAAUACCACCUGGGCAUUGGUCAGGCUGGUCUUGCAGCCUACCAUCCUGCCUGAUUUUAUCAAUAGUUUUAAACAUUCAUAUCUCCAGAAGCUGUCAUCCAACAUGUGACAAGUAUUAUUCUUUUAUAAAGAGGGAAAAGGUUGAAAUACUGAUAACUAAACGCUGUAUCAUACUGGAAAUUUGUGGCCAUGUGCAUUGAACAGAGAUAAAUUUAUGUUAGAAGUUACUAUU